CCCACAGCCACCACUGCGACACCACCAGCGUCACUCACCACACCAUGGGGACGCUGUGACGGUCUCUGUGGUGGGACAUCCUCACCUUGGGUGUCCCCAGUGCCACCACCACCACCAGUGUUCCCAGUGCCACCGCUGCCACCCCCACGGUGUCCCUGUCCCCUGCAGAAGCUGUCCCUGACCUCGUCCCACGGCGUGUCCCCCCCUCCGGCCCCGUCCCACAACGGGAGCCUCAGCCCGGAGCACCCCGAGCGCCCCGAGCCCUCCCUGGAGCCCGAGGACGACGACGGAGAGGCCCCCAACCCGUCCUUCCCCAACCCGCGGCGGCGGCUGCGGCUGCGGGACCUGGCGGAGCGCGUGGCGGGCGCGGCGCAGAACGAGCAGGAGCUGCACAAGCUGCUCAACGAGGCGCUGCUGGAGCGCGAGUCCAUCCAGGCGCUGAAGGGCAAGAGCACGUUCCGGCUGUCGCUGCGCUUCACCGACCCCGAGAUGGAGACGCGCUACUCGGUGGAGAAGGAGAAGCAGAGCGGCGCCGCCUUCAGCUGCUCCUGCGUGGUGCUGCUCUUCACCGCGCUGCUGGAGGCCGUCAUCGACCCCUGGUGCGCCGGGGACGCGCGGGGACAGCCACAAUCCAGGCCACCCCUUGGGGACACCUUGGGGACACCUUGGGGACAAUGCCAGCCACCCCUCGGGGCAAUCAUGGCUACCCCUUGGGGGCAAUCCCAGUCACACCUUGGGGACACUGUGGGGAUACUCUGGGGACAUCCCGGCCACCCCUCGGGGCCAUGCUGGCUGCGUGUCCCCGCGGUGACGCCGCGCUGUCCCCGUGUCACCCAGGCCUUCCCCAGGCGGCUGGUGGCCUUCUCCACCUGGAUCGACCGCACGCGCUGGGCUCGCAACUCCUGGGCCAUGGCGGCCAUCGCCAUCGUCACCGCCGCCGACGUCCUGGACAUGCUCGGCUGCCGCCGCGCCCGCUGGCCGGUGGCCAACGUGACCACGGGGCCACCUCGUGGCUGCGCUGACCAGCCCAAGUACUACGGGUACAUCGCCCUGCUGGCCCUGGUGGCCACCGUGAUGCUGGUCCAGGUGAGCCACAUGGUCAAGCUGACCCUCAUGGUGCUCAUCACGGUGGCCACCGGCGCCCUCAACUUCUCCGCAUGGGAGCCCAUCCUGGACCAGUACGACCGGCGGCGUGGCCAGCACGGCUCGUCGGUGCUGGUGCCCUCCAAGUACUCCAUCACUGCCAUGAUCUUCGUGGUGAUGCUCAGCUUCUACUACUUCUCCCGGCACGUGAGUGGCUGCGAAGGUCUCCUUCCUCCUCCUCCCUCC
Messenger RNA from Ficedula albicollis (Collared flycatcher), 1329 nucleotides. RefSeq names its product adenylate cyclase type 3-like. The transcript has 6 exons. Gene Ontology annotation, biological process: cAMP biosynthetic process; adenylate cyclase-activating G protein-coupled receptor signaling pathway. The annotation marks the transcript as partial. NCBI's taxonomy places the organism in Eukaryota, Metazoa, Chordata, Aves, Passeriformes, Muscicapidae. The record is from RefSeq and is a predicted model, not a curated record. Gene Ontology annotation, molecular function: adenylate cyclase activity.